This is a messenger RNA of Panicum virgatum (switchgrass), 536 nucleotides long. RefSeq lists its product as uncharacterized. The record is from RefSeq and is a predicted model, not a curated record. The coding region runs from base 121 to 486 and encodes 121 amino acids. The transcript is spliced from 2 exons. Lineage: Eukaryota; Viridiplantae; Streptophyta; Magnoliopsida; Poales; Poaceae.
AAAAUUUUGAAAUCCCGCGGCCGCCCCGUCGUCCUCUCCAUUUCAUGACCCUAUAUAUACCACCAUGUAUUGAAGGGAAUCCAUCCUCAGUUUACCAAUCUUCUGUGCAGCCACCGAUCCAUGGGAGGAAUAGAACUCGACCUGAACCUUGAUCCACCAUCAGAUGAUUUAGACCAAAAUGAUCUCAUCGAUUGGGAUGGCAUUGAAGAAUGGGAUGGUCCUGCCCAUGAGCUCGACUACAACCUUGUGUGGCAUGAUGGAGAUGAAGCAGAUGGAGAUGCUGAUAUGGAAGAUGCAGAAGGAGCCGGAGAUGGAGGGGUGGUACCUGCAAGAUCAGAGGGUGUUAGAGAUGGAGGGGUACCUGCAAGAUCAGAGGGAGCCAGAGAUGGAAGGGCGCCUGCAAGAUCAGGAGGAUCUGCUGCCUCAGAAGGAGUACGAUCUGCUGGACAGGAGGGUAAGGCUUAUGCUGCAUUUUUGGUCCAAUAGAAGUAGUAGCAUAUCAUUGACGUACUAGAUGAACUUCAAUAUCAUGCACG